AACUUUUGCAGGACGCUAACACAUAUCUAAAAUGAGGCUCAGAUGACGAGGGGAAGUAUUAUUCGUUCGACGUCGGACCGCUCCCACCUUCUAGUCAUUUCCGCUUCCGUGGUAGCAUGACGCUUCCAUCGUGCCCGUUGCUAGUUCAUUUACUUCUGGCAGUGUUUAUGGGAUUCGAGUAGGUUGGAACUAUGGUCGCACCGAGGAUCCACCAACCUGUCAUGAGGAUGAUGGACUAUAUAUUGUACGACGAUUCCUAAUUCUUCAAUAUUAAUUAAACGCGCCAUUCUCAGACUCCCAAGACUACGAUGCUUCUAACAUCGCUUCUUCGCGCCCUUCCGGCAACCCUGCUCCUCUUUGGUACCAAUGCCAUACCCGUCGACGACCACGAAAAGCGGCAGUCAUCCAUCGACGCCUACAUCAAGAGCCAAGCCGAUGUAUCCAUCAAAGGGGUGCUUGCUAAUAUUGGGGCCGAUGGAUCGAAAGCGCAAGGUGUACCAGCAGGUAUCGUCAUUGCUAGCCCAUCGCGUUCAAAUCCUGACUACUAUUACACAUGGACUCGGGAUGCUGCGCUAACUUAUAAAGCGCUUGUCGAACGCUUCAUAUCAGGUGACACGUCACUUCGACAGAAGCUGGACGACUAUGUCUCCGCUCAAGCAUAUCUGCAAGGCGUGUCGAACCCAUCUGGCAGCCCUGAUUCAGGAGGUUUGGGUGAGCCGAAGUUUAACGUUGAUCGAACGGCAUUCACUGGCGCAUGGGGACGUCCGCAGCGAGAUGGCCCACCUCUUCGUGCAACUGCCUUAAUCAUCUAUGCCAACUGGCUAAUCGCGAACGGUGGCCAGACCCAGGCAGCGAACACAGUGUGGCCCGUUAUCGCGAAGGAUCUUGCAUAUACUGUACGCUAUUGGAACCAGACUGGCUUUGAUCUUUGGGAAGAAGUCAAUGGCUCCUCUUUCUUCACACUUUCCGCGUCGCACCGGGCUCUCGUUGAAGGCGCAGCCCUAGCAACCAAGCUCAGCAAAACUUGUGACGGAUGUGCUGCCGCUGCACCCCAAGUCCUGUGCUUCAUCCAAAGCUUCUGGACCGGUAGCUAUAUCGAUUCAAACAUCAACGUCAACGACGGCCGCACUGGAAAGGAUGUCAACUCAAUCAUAUCUUCCAUACACACUUUUGAUCCUGCCGCGAAGUGUACAGAUGCCACAUUCCAACCCUGCUCGUCUAGAGCUCUUUCGAAUCACAAAGCAGUCACCGACUCUUUCCGCUCUGUAUAUGGCAUCAAUCGUGGCAUCGCUCAGGGACGAGCAGUCGCCAUUGGGAGAUACUCCGAGGAUGUUUAUUUCAAUGGCAAUCCGUGGUAUCUGGCCACACUAGCCGCAGCAGAACAGCUAUAUUCGGCAGCUUACCAGUGGGAUCGUCAAGGCUCUAUCGUAGUCGAUGCUGUCUCACUACCAUUCUUCCGCGAUCUCUUGCCCUCCAUCGCGACCGGAACGUAUGCCAAAGGCUCCUCAAUCUACACCUCAAUACUGUCUAGUGUUCGUACUUAUGCAGACGGCUACGUCGCUGUGGUGCAAAAGUACACACCCUCGAACGGAGGCCUUGCAGAGCAAUUUGACAAGAACAACGGUUCACCACUUUCUGCAGUCGAUCUGACUUGGUCCUAUGCCGCCUUCCUUACGGCAGCCGAACGUCGUGCUGGCGUCGUGAGCCCUACCUGGGGUGAGCCAUCCAACAAUGUGCCACCAACUUCUUGCUCCGGCACUCCAGCCUGCAAUGCACGCAUCACCUUCAAUGUCCGCGCGAGCACCAGCUUUGGCGAGAAUGUCUUCGUUGUCGGCCAGUUGGCGCAACUCGGCAACUGGAACCCAACUGGCGCAAAGCCUUUGAGUGCGAGCAAGUACACGAGCAGUGACCCGCUUUGGUUCGCGGCGAUUGAUCUACCAGCGUCCACAGCAUUCGAGUAUAAGUAUAUUAGGAAGUCGUCGAGCGGACAGGUGACUUGGGAAAGUGACCCAAAUAGGAGGUACACAUCCUCAGCAGGUUGCGGAAGCAGUGCUAAUGUGAAUGAUACUUGGAAGUAGAUAUAUGGGUCACAAAAUGUUUAUACUCUGGUCGCUGAGACUACAUGCUUACUUCAGAGAUGACUUGGCUGGGCUAAAAUAGACAUAGUGGAACAAGU
Messenger RNA from Cucurbitaria berberidis CBS 394.84, 2176 nucleotides. RefSeq names its product carbohydrate-binding module family 20 protein. Gene Ontology annotation, molecular function: starch binding; glucan 1,4-alpha-glucosidase activity. NCBI's taxonomy places the organism in Eukaryota, Fungi, Ascomycota, Dothideomycetes, Pleosporales, Cucurbitariaceae. Gene Ontology annotation, biological process: polysaccharide catabolic process. Bases 309 to 2078 code for a protein of 589 amino acids. Gene Ontology annotation, cellular component: fungal-type vacuole. The record is from RefSeq and is a predicted model, not a curated record. The transcript is spliced from 2 exons.